Messenger RNA from Coregonus sp. 'balchen', 2130 nucleotides. Lineage: Eukaryota; Metazoa; Chordata; Actinopteri; Salmoniformes; Salmonidae. The record is from the annotation of a GenBank genome assembly.
AUGUUUUGUUAUGGGAACAGGUUUGUAGAGGUAUAUUAUAACCUACCUAGACAGAGAGUCAUGUGGUAGUAGACUGAGUAUCCUGCAGUAUAUAUUGUAUGUGUGAAUUGUGCAAUUUUAUUUCAGAAAUUAAGAAACAAAGGCCAUAAUGACCUGUGUGCCAGUCCUGAUCCAGAUGACUGUUUUGGGCACAGCCCCCUCAUGGACGACCGUUUCGGCAAACUAAGCGAAGAGAGUGAUUUAAUGUACAAGCGCUGUGGUGUAAGUACUUUCUCCCUCUCCUGCCAUUUUGUGUUGAUUCCUGUUUUUAUGUUGAUGUUCACUACAGGCGCUAAACAAGAAAGAACACAGAGGCUGUGAUAGCCCGGACCCCGAUGCCUCAUAUGUCCUCACCCCUCACACAGAAGAAAAGUAUAAAAAAAUUAAUGAGGAGUUUGAUAAUAUGAUGAGAAAUCAUAAAAUCGUAAGUAAAUGCAAGGAUUUUGCUGCUUGGCUUUGUUGCACAAAGGAUUUUGACCUUCUUUUGGUUUUACUUUUUCUUCUUUUUUAAAUUAUCCCACCCUGCAACCUCUGUCAACUACUAUAAGCAAACAUGGACUAUUCAAGCAUAACCUUUUUUCUGUUCAUUGGAAGUGUAUUUGUUUAUUUGUACUGCAACUUAUAUUUUGGCACACCCUGAUAAGAUCACAUUGUUAUGACAGGUUGAACCUUUUUAAAGCUCUAUUGGGAAGAUCACAUUGAAAACUAUAGGAAAAGGAAAGUGCAUUUUUGUUAUUUUCCGGAAGAGAAGAUUUCCCCCUAAAAAAAAAAGGAAGAUCCUCCAUGUAUCCCCACUGGCUUAAAUAUUGACUGGUUCUGUAGCUUUGGUGAUUUUCCCAAAACCCAAUUUUCACCCCCAAGCAGAUCAAGAAAUUAAAUCUCUUUUAGUCCAACAGUGCCUGGAUCAUUUGGCGAGGGAGAGGAUCAUUUAUUUUAUCUCCCCCUCCCCCCUUUGCUCAUUGUAUGAUCUCUCCUGGUGCCUCAACUUGGUGUGUCCUCCAUUCACGUGGGCAAUUCAAUCAGUAUUCACCAAAGCACAACAUCAGUGGACUAUCACUGCGUAUUUUCCACUCUUUCAUCGAGCUGCUAUCAGACUGGAGGUGACCAAAGUACCCUGGAAUUACACAGAGGUUUACCUUAAGACAAUAGUGAUCUUAUUGCGGGUGGCAAUCAUAGAAUCCUGCAUAAAGUAUAGUGCUUCAACUGUUGUUUUCUCUCUAAUUCUGACAUGGAGAGCACCAUUGUUUGCAAUUAACACACUAAUAAUAUCACUAACUGACUGUCUCACUGGACUAUGCUGUGAAUGGAGUGGUCUCACUGUCACCAGUUACUCUCAAACACUCUUUGGAUUGUCAGCACUGCACUGCACAGACAUGGAGUUUUGAUCCAAAAUUGAUUUAUAUUUUGGGAAAUUACACAAUUACACUAUCCUGAUAAAAACAAGAAACAUUGAUGAUCUGCAGUGCUGACUAUUACAAUGCAAGUCUGAACACCUGGUACAAGACACUUGCUAAUGUGCAUGUUUUGUUUUUAGUGAUGUGUGAUGUUUUUAAAUAGCAAAAUUAUUGUUUUCUUCAUUUACAGAAAUAUAGUGGUCAUUUGUACAUUUUAUGCAUUACUAUUUAUAUAUUAUACAGGCUUAUGCCAGCAUCCAAUCAACCUGGAUUUGGAACAUGAACAGGUUGCCAGAUGCAGCAUAGAGCUGUUUGUUUACCAUCAGUGAAUAGGACUGCUCUGUUAACCAUACCAAUGUGAUUGAUGUGGCACCAUCAGAGAUGCCAUCUCUGCCAUCUCCUUCCCCAUGUGACCCUUAGCCCAGCGCCAAGUCUUUGAUUCUCCCCAUGUCUCUGUGUUUCCCUCCUGUAGCCCACAGCGCUGCCCCAGCAGAACUUCCCCAUGCAUGUGGCAGUUCCGGUCUCCAACCAGAACACCAUGUCCUACCACCCAGGAGGAUCCAUGAGCAGCCAGGCCCUGGCCCAGGCCGCAGCCUCUCUGAGUGACAGCGGGAUGCUCCCCCCCCCUCAGGCCUCCUUACACAGAAACGUGGGCUCCAGCGGGGGCCAGCAGAGGCCCCCCACUCAAGGCAAUGCG